Molecule: messenger RNA, 861 nt
Organism: Eimeria maxima
Lineage: Eukaryota; Apicomplexa; Conoidasida; Eucoccidiorida; Eimeriidae
Product: DnaJ domain-containing protein, putative
Exons: 5
Coding region: 1-861 (286 amino acids)
Cellular component (GO): cytoplasm; nucleus
Molecular function (GO): protein folding chaperone; protein-folding chaperone binding
Source: RefSeq, a predicted model, not a curated record
AUGGAGAAUCCAAAUAAUAGAGAGGAAGCAGGUCGACGAUUUCGUGAUGCAAGUGAAGCAUAUCAGACACUUUCUGAUCCAAAUAAAAGAUCACAAUAUGAUUCAUCUCUUCAUUAUAAUUAUUCAUUUAAUAAUCAACAACAAACAACAGGAAAAGGAGGAGGAGGACGAACAACACAAACUAAUUAUGCUCAUCCUUUCCAGUCUACAAAUGGUGGUUUUCACUUUACGCACGUGUCUGCUGAGGAGGCUGAGAAUUUAUUUCGUCGUGCAUUUGGUGGUAUUUCUUUAGAGCAGAUUUUACAACAGGCAUUAAAUCAACAAAAUGCAGCACAUUGGGUGAGAGGAAUGCCAUUCCAAAGAAAUGAUAUCUUUGAACAUACUAUGGGAUCAAGAUCAUCUACAAGCUUCCUUGAUGAUCAUGAAAUCUAUGAGCUUCUUAGAGGCUUUUCAGGAUCAAGACAGGAAGUUGGAACUCAAGUCAGUUACUUCACUCGGGGAGGAAGAGUAAUUGAGAGAAAAACAACAACACGACGAUUCCCAGGUGGAGGUAUUCAAACAGAAACAACGGAACGAGAUGUUGGUCCAGAUACGGGUUCUGGUGUCCCUAGGGGUACGAGAAGUGCAUCACGAGCGAGGCAUGCAGCUGAUACAUCUAAUGAACGGAUGCGCAUGCAGGCGGACAAUGCAAGAUCCACAAAUCCAUAUAGAACGGAGCUUGCCACACCCAUGCAGCAGGUCGCAUUAGUUGCUCGUGAAUAUGCAAAGAUGGCGUGGGAGUUGAUCAAGAUUUCUGCUUUACGUGCUUUCGCUCGCGCUGUUGUACGAUUUGUGACGCAUUUACUCACGCGCCGCCGAUAG